AUGGAGACUUUCCUGGUCUAUGGCAAUCUUAACAAAAAUCCAUUAUACAGCUGCAACAACACGAAACUCACGUUUUGGGAGCUCUCAGCGAGGCACGAAAAGCAAAGACUUCUUGGAGCACUGUACAUUUGUUAUGGAAUUACCGUCCAGAUUUGCUACCUUUUAUCGCUCUCGGUGAUCGCAAGGAAAGAGUUCCGUUCAAUGUCCUGUUACAAGUUGAUGUUGACUCUUGGCAUUCUUGAUGUGAUUUGUGUGACGGUGAGCUCUGAAUUGACCGGCUAUUUCUACUACAUCGGUUUCGAGUAUUGCAUGUUGCCGACGAUCACCUACAUUUGUGGAUGCUGGAUGAACUGUGGG
Mesorhabditis belari is the source of this 357-nucleotide messenger RNA. The record is from the annotation of a GenBank genome assembly. Lineage: Eukaryota; Metazoa; Nematoda; Chromadorea; Rhabditida; Rhabditidae.